AUGGCUAACAUCGAUACUUUAGUUGAUUUUAUUAGGCUACAAGCUGAGAAUUUGAACCAAAAUCGCAAUAAUAAUCCUGAUCCUGCGGGUAAGAUGUUUAAGAAUCUUGCUCAGGUCAAACCACCAUACUUUAAAGGAGGUGGAGACUCAACUUUUCUAGAGAAUUGGAUUAGGGAGUUCGAUAAGAUCUUCGCUGCUUUGAAUUGUCUUCUGAGUAUGAGAAUGGAUCAAGCUAUCAUGUAUUUGAAGGAAGAGGCAGAUAUUUGGUGGAGGGAUAAUGGAAAUGUGCUUCAUGCUCAAGCUAACUUUGGUUGGGAGACUUUCAAAACCAAUCUUAGGGAGAAGUGCUAUCCACCAUUCUUAAGGAAGCAAAAGGGUGAAGAGUUCAUCAAUCUGCAAAUGAACAAUAUGUCGAUUAUUGAGUACUAUAAGAAGUUAAUGAACUUGUCGAGGUUUGUUCCUAAAGUAGUGCCUACUGAGGAGUUGAAAGCUCAAAGAUUUGAGCAAGGUUUGACUAAGCAGUUACAGAAGGACUUGGCAGGAAAUACCUUAAGACUCUUGAUAAAGAACGAGAAUUUCAAGAGUAAGGAUGUUCAGAGCAAUGGAGGAUCUUCUAGACCUGAUGACCAAGCUGAAAGGCAAUACAACUGCAAGAGAUGUGGCAAGGAUCAUCUUGGAAAGGAUUGUAAUGGGAACUUGGUUGUGUAUAGAAUUGUUGGCAACAACAUCUUCGGGAAUCAAGGAAAGAAUGUCACUCCAGGUCGUUUGUAUGUGAUGAGCAAGAAGGAAGCCGAAAGGUCUUAUGAUGUUGUCACUAGUAACUUUUAUAUUCAUUCUAUUUCUGUUAAAGCUUUAUUUGAUUCUGGAGCCACCUAUUUUUUUAUUUCUAUUUCUAUUGUGAAACAAUUAGGACUAGUUGAACCGAACCCAAUAAACUUUCCUAUUAGUUUACCUACAGGUGAAGUUGUGAGGUGCACUAAGAUGCAUAAGGGUUUACCUUUGAGGAUUGGAGAGACUGAUUUUCCAUCUGUUCUUAUAGAAUUUGAGUUAGGUGAACUUGAUGUUAUUUUGGGAAUUGAUUGGUUACCCAUUUAUAAAGCUAAAAUUGAUUGUGAUAUACAAAAGGUUCAUUUGAAAAGUCCUUUGGGAAGGAUUGUAUCUUAUAGAGGUUUUGGAAAACCAAAAGGUAUUGGGAUUAUUUCUGUAAUGAAGUUGUCAAAACUUGUGAGUAAAGGGUAUCCUUUGUUCUUUUGUUUUGUGCAAGACUUGGAAAAGAGUAAUAAGGUGAAUGUGGAAGAUCUGCCAAUUGUGAAUGAGUUUUUGGAUGUAUUUCCUGAAGAGAUUUCUAGAAUUCUACCAGAGAGGGAAUUGGAGUUUACAAUAGAUUUUGUUCCCAAAACAGCACCAAAUUCUAAGGCACCAUAUAAAAUGGCACCUGUUGAGAUGGGAGAGUUGAAAGUACAACUGCAAGAAUUGUUGGAUAAAGAAUAUAUUAGGCCAAGUGCAUCUCCUUGGGGAGCACCUAUUUUAUUUGUGAAGAAGAAAGAUGGGAGCAUGAGGUUGUGCAUUGACUAUAGGGAGUUGAAUAAUGUGACGAUAAAGAAUAAGUACCCACUGCCCAGGAUCGAUGAUUUGUUUGAUUAA
This is a messenger RNA of Chenopodium quinoa (quinoa), 1644 nucleotides long. RefSeq lists its product as uncharacterized. The transcript is spliced from 3 exons. Bases 1 to 1644 code for a protein of 547 amino acids. The record is from RefSeq and is a predicted model, not a curated record. NCBI's taxonomy places the organism in Eukaryota, Viridiplantae, Streptophyta, Magnoliopsida, Caryophyllales, Amaranthaceae.